Insectozyma verbasci is the source of this 1473-nucleotide messenger RNA. NCBI's taxonomy places the organism in Eukaryota, Fungi, Ascomycota, Pichiomycetes, Serinales, Debaryomycetaceae. The record is from the annotation of a GenBank genome assembly.
AUGGCUACUGAAACAGAACAAUUGGAAACUGUUGAUAUUACCAAAUUAAAUGCUAUUGCAGCAGGUACUAAUAAAAAAGUUCCAAGAAUUGUUGCAUCUGGAUUUGGUGGUAAAUUAAUGGGUACUGCUGAUUUAGUUAAAGUUACAGCUGAAGAAAUAACAAAAGACUCAAUGGAAUCAUUAGCUGAAAAAGAUGCAAGAGAAAGGGAAAAAUAUUCAAAAAUAAAACAUAUUUCUGAAGAACCAUGGACGUUUCAAAAUUUUGCACAAAAGAUUAAUUGGUUAAAUGCUGUUUUAGUCGUUGCCAUUCCAUGUUUUGGUUUUUAUUCUGCAAUUAAAUAUCCUCCACAAGUUAAAACUUUAAUUUUAGGUUUUAUACUUUAUGUAUUUUCAGGUUUAUCAAUCACUGCUGGUUAUCAUAGAUUAUAUUCACAUAAAGCUUAUGAUGCUGCAUUACCAGUAAGAUUAUUUUUUGCAUUUUUUGGUGCUGGUGCAAUUGAAGGUUCAAUUAAAUGGUGGGGUCAUUCACAUAGAGUUCAUCAUAGAUAUACUGAUACUUCAAGAGAUCCAUAUGAUGCAAGAAGAGGUUUUUGGUAUUCUCAUGUUGGUUGGAUGUUAACCAAAGCAAAUCCAAAAAAUAGAGCAAGAGCUGAUAUUUCAGAUUUAACUGCUGAUUGGGUUGUUGUUUACCAACAUAAACAUUAUUUAUUAUUAUUAUUAUUAUCUGCAUUUGUUUUACCAACUGUUGUUGCUGGUUUAGGUUGGGGAGAUUGGUGGGGUGGAUUUAUUUAUGGUGGUAUCAUAAAAUCAUUUGUUAUUCAACAAGUUACAUUUUGUGUUAAUUCAUUAGCUCAUUGGAUUGGUACUCAACCAUUUGAUGAUAGAAGAACUCCAAGAGAUCAUGUUAUAACUGCUUUUGUUACUUUUGGUGAAGGUUAUCAUAAUUUCCAUCAUGAAUUUCCAAGUGAUUAUAGAAAUGCUUUAAAAUGGUACCAAUAUGAUCCAACUAAAGUUGCUAUUUGGUGUUUAUCAAAAGUUGGUUUAGCUUGGAAUUUAAAAAUGUUUUCACAAAAUGCAAUUGAACAAGGUUUAAUUCAACAACAACAGAAGAAAAUUGAAAGAAUGAGAAAAAAAUUACAUUGGGGUUCAAAAGUUGAAGAUUUACCAGUUUGGACAAGAGAAGAAUUUCAAUCAAGAGCUAAACAAGAAGGUUUAAUAAUAAUAAGUGGUAUAAUACAUAAUGUUAAAAAUUUUAUUAAAGAACAUCCUGGUGGUCAAGCUUUAGUUAGAGCAAGUUUAGGUAAAGAUGCAACUGCAGCAUUUAACGGUGCUGUUUAUGCUCAUUCAAAUGCUGCACAUAAUUUAUUGGCAACAAUGAGAGUAGCUGUUGUUAAAGAUGGUGAUAUUAAUGCCAAUACAUUUGAAUUACAAGAAGCUACAAUGGAAAAAGAAAAAUUAGAAAAAUUACAAUAA